This is a messenger RNA of Eruca vesicaria subsp. sativa (arugula), 1512 nucleotides long. The record is from the annotation of a GenBank genome assembly. Lineage: Eukaryota; Viridiplantae; Streptophyta; Magnoliopsida; Brassicales; Brassicaceae.
AUGACUCAAAAGGUGGCAGCACAAGGAGGGAAAGGAGGUAUUCAAUGGGAUGAUGGAUCCGAACACGAUGCAGUAACCAAGAUUCAGGUUGGAGCAGGUGGCCUUGGCAUUCAGUACGUCAAGUUUGAUUAUAUGAAGAACGGACAAGUGGAAGAAGGACCUCGUCACGGAGUCAAAGGCCGUAGUAUCGCAGCUGAUCCGUUUGUCAUUAACCAUCCUGAGGAGCAUCUAGUUUCUGUAGAAGGUUGGUAUAACCCUGAAGGUGUCAUUCAAGGGCUUAAGUUCAUAUCCAACAAGAAAACUUCUGAUGUCAUUGGAUACGAUGACGGUACUCAAUUCACUCUCCAAUCUCAAGAUAAGAAGAUCAUUGGUUUUCAUGGGUUUGCCGGAGACCAUGUCCACUCUAUUGGAGCUUACUUUGCUCCGUUGACUUCAAUUCCGUUGACCCCUGCCAAGAAGCUGCCGGCACUUGGUGCUGAUUUAGGAACUGCAUGGGAUGAUGGUGCUUACGAUGGUGUUAAGAAGGUGUAUGUAGGACAGGCCCAAGAUGGUAUAUCAGUCGUUAAGUUUGUGUAUGACAAAGGCACUGAGGAUGUCGUUGGAGCUGAACAUGGAACGAGUACUCUACUCGGAUUCGAAGAGUUUGAGGUUGAUGCAGAUGACUACAUCAUAGAAGUGCAUGUGACCUACGACAAAAUCUUUGGCCAUGAGUCUGACCUCAUCACAUCUAUUACCUUCUAUACACUCAAAGGGAAAACCUCUCCACCCUACGGAUUGGUCACCGAAAAUAAGUUUGUACUCAAGGAACAAAACGGUGGCAAACUUCUUGGGUUCCAUGGACGCGCCGGCGAUGUUCUGUAUGCUCUUGGUGGGUAUUUCGCUGCAACCAUAACUCCUUUGACUCCUGCCAAGAAGCUACCAGCUGUUGGUGGUGAUGGAGGAGCUGCAUGGGAUGACGGUGCUUAUGCUGGCGUUAAAAAGGUCUAUGUAGGACAAGCCCAAGAUGGUAUCUCAGUCGUCAAGUUUGUGUACGACAAGGGAGCUGAGGAAAUUACAGGAGAAGAACAUGGAAAUAGUACUUUACUUGGAUUCGAAGAGUUUGCACUUGACUAUCCGAGUGAAUACAUCACAUCAGUUGAAGGCACAUAUGAUAAAAUCUUUGGGAGUGACUCUGAGGUCGUUACCAUGCUUAGGUUCAAGACUAAUAAGCAAAUCUCUGCUCCCUUUGGAAUUGAAGCUGGGACACCCUUCGAACUCAAAGAGGAAGGCUACAAGAUUGUCGGAUUCCAUGGAAAAGUCGACGAGCUGCUUCAUAAGUUUGGAGUCCAUGUCCUUCCAAUCACUAAUUGAUUAUCACAUCUUUCGCCUUGAUUUCACCGAAUUCGUCACUUGUGAUUUUAAUGAAUAAGUUCUCUACCUUUUUAUGUUCUGUUUGUAUAUGUUUCAAGUGCUUUCAAUUAUUGUCUCCUUUAUGUUGUUGGUAUGUCUUUAAUGUUAUAAUAUAUGUGGUUG